Messenger RNA from Linum tenue, 453 nucleotides. The record is from the annotation of a GenBank genome assembly. Lineage: Eukaryota; Viridiplantae; Streptophyta; Magnoliopsida; Malpighiales; Linaceae.
AUGAUCUUCCGGAUCGCGGCCAUGCAGCCCAUCCACAUCGACCCGGACUCCGUCAAGCCACCCAAGCGCCGCAACGUCCGCAUCUCCAAGGACCCGCAGAGCGUGGCGGCCAGGCACCGCCGGGAGCGGAUCAGCGAGCGGAUCCGGAUCCUCCAGCGGCUGGUCCCCGGCGGGACCAAGAUGGACACCGCCUCCAUGCUCGACGAGGCCAUCCACUACGUCAAGUUCCUCAAGAAGCAGGUCCAGUCCCUCGAGCAGGCCGGCGCCAGUGCAACUCGGCCUCCGGUGGCGUUUGGCGGUGGGUUCCCGUUCUCUCCUGCGGCGGCGGGGUUUGGUGGCGGUGGUGCGGCGGCGGUGAAGAAUGGGGGUUGUGGUCAGCCGUCUCCUUCGGCGGCCUAUGGGAAUCAUCAUCACCAUCAUGGUGUGAUGCUUGGAUCGAUGCAAAUGCUUUGA